This is a messenger RNA of Angiostrongylus costaricensis, 909 nucleotides long. Lineage: Eukaryota; Metazoa; Nematoda; Chromadorea; Rhabditida; Metastrongylidae. The record is from the annotation of a GenBank genome assembly.
AUGGUUAAAGUAAGGAAAACAAAAAAGCCCACAUCUGCGCUUAACACGCAAUCACUUCCGUUCAAUACAGAGAAGGGCCAGCACAUCUUGAAAAAUCCUGGUAUUAUUAAUUCAAUUAUUGAAAAGUCCGCUUUGAAAUCUACGGAUACUGUUCUUGAAGUUGGAUCAGGAACUGGUAAUUUGACGGUAAAGUUGCUAGAACACAGCAAGAAAGUGAUUGCUUGUGAAAUUGACCCACGAAUGGUUGCAGAGUUAAAGAAACGAGUCCUAGCUACACCACUACAAAGUAAACUGGAAGUUCGUAAUGGUGACGUUAUGAAGACACAGUGGCCAUUUUUCGAUGUUUGCGUGGCGAACUUGCCUUACCAAAUUUCCUCUCCGUUUGUUUUCAAGUUGCUGUUACAAAGGCCAUAUGCGGUGUUAUUGUUUCAAAAGGAAUUUGCUGAUAGGUUAAUAGCGAAGCCUGGUGACAAGGAUUACUGUCGAUUAUCAGUUAAUAUUCAAUUGUUGGCUAAGGUAGAGCAUCUUAUGAAAGUUAAACGUACUGAGUUCCGUCCUCCACCAAAAGUCGAUUCAGCGGUUGUACGGAUAGCUCCUAAAAAUCCUCCACCGCCAAUCAAUUUCGAUGAAUGGGAAGGAAUGCUUCGAUUGUGCUUUUUGAGGAAGAAUAAAACAUUAAUGUCAAUUUUCAAGUUAAAUAAUGUGAUUGAACUCAUAGAGAAGAACUAUCGAAGACUAUGCAGUUUGUUGAAUAAGCCAUUACCAAAAGAUCUGGACGUUAAGAAACUUGUUGAGGAUACGCUCCAAGACGCUGGUUUUGCUGAUAAACGUGCACGUACCAUGACAAUAGAGCAAUUUCUUGCCCUUCUUCUUGCAUUCAACAAAGCAGGCAUUCAUUUCCAUUCGUAG